This is a messenger RNA of Elephantulus edwardii (Cape elephant shrew), 2750 nucleotides long. It is a transcript of the gene RBM14, whose product is annotated as RNA binding motif protein 14. Gene Ontology annotation, molecular function: mRNA binding. Gene Ontology annotation, cellular component: nuclear speck; cytosol. Gene Ontology annotation, biological process: mRNA splicing, via spliceosome. Lineage: Eukaryota; Metazoa; Chordata; Mammalia; Macroscelidea; Macroscelididae. The record is from RefSeq and is a predicted model, not a curated record. The transcript is spliced from 3 exons. Bases 96 to 2096 code for a protein of 666 amino acids.
AGCCAUUCUUGGGGAAGACUGCUGUUCGUUGAGACGUGUCGCCUGUCGCUGGAGGAGAGGUUAGAUCUCUCCAGUAAGGCGGCUUCGGCGCUAAGAUGAAGAUAUUCGUAGGCAAUGUUGAUGGGGCCGAUACGACUCCGGAGGAGCUGGCAGCCCUCUUCGCGCCCUACGGCACGGUCAUGAGCUGCGCCGUCAUGAAACAGUUCGCCUUCGUGCACAUGCGCGAGACCGCGGGCGCGCUGCGCGCCAUCGAGGCCUUGCACGGCCACGAGCUGCGGCCGGGGCGCGCGCUAGUAGUGGAGAUGUCGCGCCCCCGGCCGCUUAACACUUGGAAGAUUUUCGUGGGAAAUGUGUCGGCGGCGUGCACCAGCCAGGAGCUGCGCAGUCUCUUCGAGCGCCGCGGACGCGUCAUCGAGUGUGACGUGGUGAAAGACUACGCGUUUGUUCACAUGGAGAAGGAAGCAGAUGCCAAAGCCGCCAUCGCGCAGCUCAACGGCAAAGAAGUGAAGGGCAAGCGCAUCAACGUGGAACUCUCAACCAAGGGUCAGAAGAAAGGGCCUGGCCUGGCUAUCCAGUCUGGGGACAAGACCAAGAAACCUGGGGCUGGGGAUACGGCAUUCCCUGGAACUGGGGGCUUUUCUGCCACCUUCGACUACCAGCAGGCUUUUGGCAACAGCACUGGUGGUUUUGAUGGGCAAGCCCGUCAGCCCACACCACCCUUCUUUGGUCGCGACCGCAGCCCCCUGCGCCGUUCACCUCCCCGAGCCUCUUAUGUGGCUCCUUUGACGGCACAGCCAGCUACUUACCGGGCCCAGCCCUCUGUGUCUCUGGGAGCUGCCUACAGGGCCCAGCCUUCUGCCUCUCUGGGUGUCGGCUAUCGGACUCAGCCUCUGACAGCCCAGGCAGCCUCUUACCGUGCUCAGCCCUCUGUCUCCCUUGGGGGCCCGUAUAGGGGCCAGCUGGCCAGCCCUAGCUCCCAGUCUGCAGCAGCCUCCUCACUUGGCCCUUAUGGUGGAGCCCAGGCUUCAGCCUCGGCUCUGUCCUCCUACGGGAGUCAGGCAGCAGCGUCUUCACUCAACUCGUAUGGGGCACAGGGCUCCUCCCUUGCCUCCUAUGGUAACCAGCCAUCCUCUUAUGGCGCACAGGCUGCCUCCUCCUAUGGGGUUCGUGCAGCCUCUUCAUACAAUGCCCAGGGAGCAGCUUCCUCCCUUGGUUCCUACGGGGCCCAGGCAGCUUCCUAUGGGGCCCAGUCGGCUUCCUCAUUAGCUUAUGGGGCCCAGGCAGCAUCUUACAAUGCCCAGCCCUCAGCCUCUUACAAUGCCCAGUCUGGUCCCUAUGCUGCUCAACAGGCCGCUUCCUACUCUUCGCAGCCUGCUGCGUAUGUGGCGCAGCCAGCCACAGCAGCUGCAUAUGCUGGCCAGCCCGCCGCCUACGCUGCGCAAGCCACCACUCCAAUGGCUGGCUCUUACGGGGCUCAGCCUGUUGUCCAGACCCAACUAAAUAGUUACGGGGCUCAAGCAUCAAUGGGCCUAUCAGGCUCCUAUGGGGCUCAGUCGGCUGCUGCGGCCACUGGCUCUUAUGGGGCUGCAGCUGCCUAUGGGGCCCAGCCUUCUGCCACCCUGGCAGCUCCUUUCCGCACUCAGUCGUCAGCCUCAUUGGCUGCUUCCUAUGCUGCCCAGCAGCAUCCUCAGGCUGCCGCCUCCUACCGUGGCCAGCCAGGCAGUGCCUACGAUGGGGCAGGUCAGCCGUCUGCAGCCUACCUGUCCAUGUCCCAGGGGGCCGUAGCCAACGCCAACAGUACCCCGCCGCCCUAUGAGCGUACCCGCCUCUCCCCACCCCGGGCCAGCUACGACGAUCCGUACAAAAAGGCUGUCGCCAUGUCAAAAAGGUAUGGUUCCGACCGGCGUUUAGCCGAGCUCUCUGAUUACCGCCGUUUAUCAGAGUCGCAGCUCUCGUUCCGCCGCUCGCCGACAAAGUCCUCGCUGGAUUACCGUCGCCUGCCCGAUGCCCAUUCUGAUUACGCACGCUAUUCGGGCUCCUAUAAUGAUUACCUGCGUGCAGCUCAGAUGCACUCUGGCUACCAGCGCCGCAUGUAGGGCCAUUCUGGGAUGGGCACCAUGGGGAGGGGAGGAGAGAGGUGGGACAGGUAGUAGAUCCAGGUUAUGUCCAUCGGCCCAUCCCUCUCCCGUCUGUGGGUUUUCAUCCCCUCUACUGUGGAUUUGCCCCGAGAUUCUUGUGAGUGCUCAGCAGUAAUCUACAUUGUUCCUUCGCCUCAGCAGCAUAUCUUGCCACUGGCUUUAGAUCUGCAGUUUCCCCUCCCCCCUGCCUCCCCUUCUCUACAGAUGGGAAUUUAUUUUUCUUUUUUUUGUUCUCUCCUGGCUCCAUUUUAUUUUUGUGCGCGUUGUGGAAGGUUGUCUGGAUGGGGAAGCAACCUGCAGCUGAGGUCAGCGGCGCCUUUUUCUUUUUAGAUGUGCAGGAGGCCAGGAAAGGGUUCUUUUAACCAUUUCCUCUGCUCCAAGCUGUGCCAGCUGUCCAGGGGCCCUGACUUUGUCAUUCUGUAGUCGCUGUUGAGACUGGGCUUCUGAUAGGACAGUCAUUUGGUCUAGGUCCAAAUCUACUGACCACUGAUCUAGCAGACGUUGAAUGGCACAUCCCCAUCUCCCCAAGUAGGUGGUGUUAGAAAACUUUUAAUUUUUUUCCCCCUUUUGUAUGGACUACAAUAAAACUUGGGGCAAUUUGCAGUUUGGAAA